Messenger RNA from Rhagoletis zephyria (snowberry fruit fly), 651 nucleotides. Lineage: Eukaryota; Metazoa; Arthropoda; Insecta; Diptera; Tephritidae. The record is from RefSeq and is a predicted model, not a curated record.
AUGGGCUACGAUCUGAACCGUUUUCAGUGCAAAAUCUACGAUGAAGUUAUCUGCUGCAUCUGCUUCGGCGUGCUCGAGAACGCCUACGAAAUAGCGGAAUGUGGUCACCUCUACUGCGAGCGCUGCAUCAAGGGGUGGCUCGAAUCGCCCAUGUACUCCUUUCCCACCUGCCCCACCUGUCGCAAUGAAAUUUGCGAGGAUGACAUUCGCCCAGCUCCCGAGUUCAUUCGCACCUUCAUCGGUCAGCUGGCGGUCAGCUGCGACUUUGCCGACGCUGGCUGCAUCGUCAAUGUGCCCCUCUGCGAGCUGAACCGCCACCGAGCCCACUGUCCACUGAACCCACUGAAGCCGAUUGCCUGCUCCCGAGGCUGUGGCGUUCACCUGCCUCCCUCACAGAUGCUCAGUCACCAGUGCGACCUCGACCUGUGCCAGGAGGCCAUCGUCUGGAGUGAAAUCUUCGAGACUGCCAAACUGGUGGUGCGAAUGCGCAACUACAAGCGAUACCAAAACAAACACGGUCUGGUUGGCCUCACUGCCAAAAAGUUUGUCAAUCUUUUCACGAAGUGGAUGGCCGAUCCGAGAAUUCAAGAGGCAGCCAAUGCUGCUGCCCCCUUCGAACACAUCACUGGCAAAGCCUGCAUCUCCGCAUAA